Molecule: messenger RNA, 339 nt
Organism: Pollicipes pollicipes
Lineage: Eukaryota; Metazoa; Arthropoda; Thecostraca; Pollicipedomorpha; Pollicipedidae
Product: pro-resilin-like
Exons: 2
Coding region: 1-339 (112 amino acids)
Cellular component (GO): extracellular matrix
Source: RefSeq, a predicted model, not a curated record
AUGCCCUACAACUACGGCUGGUCGGUACAAGAGCCCAACUCAGGCAACGAGUUCACGCACCAGGAGGGGAGUGACGGUGUGCUGACCUCAGGUCAGUACCGGGUCAACCUGCCCGACGGUAGGGUCCAGGUGGUGACCUACACGGUGCAGGGCGACAGCGGUUACCAAGCCGAGGUCACGUACGAGGGUGAGGCCCAGUACCCGCCAGUGGGAGCUGGUCAGCGGUACACGGGAGCACCUGGGAGCCCGCGCUAUGUCGUCGGAGCACCCCAGCAGUUCGCCGGGGCAGAUGGUGGCCUGAGACCACUUGACGUAACCAUCGACGCGCCCUUUUACUGA